AUAGGAGCAUACACUUGGAAGCUAGACGGAGCCCUUCCAGGGCCUCACAUAGCAACGGAGUACAAUGCGCUGUCGGCGGAGGAAGCGUCGGUACUAGCACAAUGCCGAACGGGACACUCCCGACUGCGGAGCGACUUAUACCGGAUAAAAGUAGUGGACUCGGCAGGCUGCGAAUGUGGUGCUGCACGAGAAACCAUUAAGCACGUUAUAUACGAAUGC
Aureobasidium melanogenum CBS 110374 is the source of this 219-nucleotide messenger RNA. RefSeq lists its product as uncharacterized. NCBI's taxonomy places the organism in Eukaryota, Fungi, Ascomycota, Dothideomycetes, Dothideales, Saccotheciaceae. The annotation marks the transcript as partial. The transcript has a single exon. The record is from RefSeq and is a predicted model, not a curated record.